AUGUCUUCGUCGUCGUCAAAGUACUGAUUAGCUAUUAAAAAGAAGUUCCGAUUUUUCAAGGCUGCCAGAAGAGGAUGUGGUCCUUCCAUAUUUCCACGGCGCACUCAUGGAUCAAGAUUCCGAAAGUUUGUUGGUGGUUUGUGAGAACUUUGAGAGCAAAAAGUUUCAAAAAUCUUGAAGAACGAAGGAGAUUUCAUGAUAGUGACAAAGUUUUCGAUGGAAAUCAAUAGGACGGUGAGUAAAAAAAAAGGUGAGAGGUUGAUUAUGGAAAUUUAAAGAUCUUCUACCUCGCGGUCAGAACAAAAAAAGGUGUUCGACGCUUGGAAAUCAAAAGAAACGCUUCCGGUGCCCGCCUGAAUGUAAUUUUUUCCACUUGCUUUUUGAAUAAUUACGAGAAGUUCCUUUGUUACUAUUACACAGCUUCUUUCAGAAGCAUUUUUUAUGAAAUCAUUAACUAGAGUGGCCCCCCGCCCGGGUUUAAGUUCCGAUGAAACUUCGCUGAAGAGUAUUUUAGGACCUCCCGAUUGCAGAAUAAGAAUUCUUACAUUUUUUUUUUCACAAUAGAUCUCCUUUUCGAAUUAUGAAGCGCUCCCUAGACUUACGAUUGAGUUAUUAUUCUUUUAUAAGCGUUAUUAAUAUGAUCAACGUCUCUCAACUUGAUCGGAAAAUGUCAAUAUUUGGCGCACAAAAAGUUUUCAGCAAAAAACAUGUCCCACCCUCGCAAAGCUCAUCGAGUUCUUUAAGACGUCACCGAUACAGUUGCCAGGUAUACUUUAUUCAUUCGAUUUGAGUCUUGAAUCAAUCCAGACGAGCAAGUAACCUUGAAACGUGCUAUACCCAAAGGGAAGUUCCAGCUUAUGCACCGCGACGUCAACUUUAAAAAGAAGGUCUCAAAAAAAAGACGUAUAUAUAUAUAAGAGUUGUUUGAGAUUGGAAGCGGGGCUUAUGGAACUGUUUAUCGCGGGCGACUGGUCAAGGACAACGUGGUGGUGGCCGUGAAGAAACUCGACACAGAGGGCACUGACGAAGAAGGUCUUCAUCUUUUCCAAGUUGAAAAAUGCUUUUCUGUCCUUUAGGGUUGGCUGAAAUGAUGAAGGAAGCGCGCGUGAUGCAACUGUACGAUCACAUCAAUAUUGUGAAGUUUAAUCUUCUUCGUUGUUUCAUUUGAAAGUUUUGUUUAAAGAUUUUUCGGUUACAUUCUGGACGACCAACCGUAUUUGCUCGUGUUGGAAUAUUGCGAUGGCGGCUCGGUAGAAGAUCGCCUAAGAGAGAAAGCAAAAGUAACAUCGGCGGCUGAAAAAAAAAUAUUUACUCGGAAAGUCUUCAGAAAACUUCGGUGGCGAAAAGAGUGAACAUGACUGCUCAGGCGGCCCGUGGGAUGGAAUAUCUUCAUCAGAAGAAGUUUUUUACUUUCCUGGGAUUUUGGUCCAUUGAGAGGCUUCAGUUGCAUCCAUCGGGACAUUGCCACGAGGAACUGCCUAAUCCACAAGGAAAUCGUGAAGAUGGCCGAUUUUGGAAUGUGCAGGUGGAAAUUAAAAACGAAAAUUCUCGAAAAAAAAAAAACUAAUUGAAGAGCGACGUCCGUGUACAAAGUGGACUUGAGCAAGCCGCAGAACGUACGCUGGCUGGCGCCUGAGGUAAGUCCUUUUUGUAAAGACGUCGAAAGUCUGGAGGCUUGCAGGUAUGGGAGAAAGGCGAAACCCGUGUCAACACGGACAUCUACGCGUUUGGUGUGAUGAUCUGGGAAAUGUUCGAGAAUCCCUACCGUUCUCCAUACAGCGAGUGGAAAGCAUACACUGUCAAGGUCAGACAAAAAAGUAUCUGACGUCGAUUUUUCUCGAUUUUUCAGCAAAAGGUGCGUCAGGGAUACAGGAUGCGACCUCACGCCAGCAUGCCCAAGGAGAUGGAGCAGAUCCUGAACGACGCCUGGCAUCACGACCCCAACAAACGACCGACUUCUGAGAAAUUGCGCGAGCGGCUCGACGAACUAAAUUUGCGUAUAAACGCAGGCAACAAAAGCCAAAUGGAGCGAAGUAAUACAUAA
Caenorhabditis auriculariae is the source of this 2044-nucleotide messenger RNA. NCBI's taxonomy places the organism in Eukaryota, Metazoa, Nematoda, Chromadorea, Rhabditida, Rhabditidae. The record is from the annotation of a GenBank genome assembly.